Lolium perenne is the source of this 678-nucleotide messenger RNA. RefSeq lists its product as uncharacterized. Gene Ontology annotation, cellular component: cytoplasm; nucleus. Gene Ontology annotation, biological process: nucleobase-containing compound metabolic process. Gene Ontology annotation, molecular function: 3'-5' exonuclease activity; nucleic acid binding. NCBI's taxonomy places the organism in Eukaryota, Viridiplantae, Streptophyta, Magnoliopsida, Poales, Poaceae. The record is from RefSeq and is a predicted model, not a curated record.
AUGAAUUCGGGUCACCGGAGCCGGCCGGUGGCCGGCCUGUUCAUCUUCGCCUUCCUCACCUUCAUAUAUGAUUCACAUCACCUCACCAUUGCCACACAUCUCUUCUCAAAUCUCUCAUCUCUCUCCCACAGAGGCUCUCUCCCCAUCGAAGUUCCGGCCUCAAUGGAGCACCUCGCGCGCGCCAAGGCUCCUCGAUCUUGGAUAUACCAUCUCAUGGCCGAAGGGAUGUCUUUCAAGGUCACGGUCGCUCUCCGUGCAUCAAGAGUGGAGAAGUGGAUCCGCGACGUCAAGAGGGAAUUUCUCGAUGCCGCACCAACCAAGUGUGUCGGCUUGGACUACGAGUUCACCGACCCUCGCGAGGGUGAUCAGCACGCCGCCGUCCUUCAACUCUCGGUGGCGACCGAGACUUUGGUAUUCCAGAUUUGUUGGGCCGAUGAAUUGCCACAAGUUCUCAAGGAGUUCUUGCCUGACGGGAACAUCAGAUUCUACGACGCGGCUAUCGGCAAAGAUAUGCAAAUACUGAGUCCCUACGGUAUUAUUAUUACUUAUGUGUUCGACCUCCAGAAGAUACUCCGGAACCCCACCAACAAGCCCACUCCGAGUCUAUAUGAUCUGGCAAACUCUACCAUUGGGACAAACCUUGAGAAGAAGAAGAGGAAGAAAUUCCUCACAUAUUAA